GACGAACCUACAGUUCGCUAGACCCGCGUGUUAGCCGUGGGACGUGUGGAGAAAAGCUGUUGCGUUUGUAAAUUUAUAACAAGUUAUCCGUGUCUGAAAUUUCGUAAACUACACUAGUAUUUCCAAAAUGAGCGACAGAAUAACGAAGCCCAUGACCCACCGCGGUAAGCGGAUCUUGGCAAAGAAAGAGCCGAAAAUCAUUGAAUUAACCAAACAAGCUUUAAUGCUUCGCGGUACUACGGCUAGUGCAUCUUCCCUACAGUUUGUCAAAGAUCUGCAUGCAAUUAAACGAGUGCAGUCAACAUACUUUGGGCAGAAACAUCCCUUCAACCCAUUUGAAGAUGUCAAGCCCAUUGAGGAACUCACCCAAAAAUAUGACCUAUCCCUGUUUGCUUUUUGUUCUCACAAUAAGAAACGGCCCAACAAUGUUAUUCUAGGAAGGAUUUUUGAUCACCAACUGCUUGACAUGAUUGAAUUUGGUUUGGAAGAAUUUAAAUCCCUGACGGAAAUAAGAAACAGUAAAGUCAUGGAGGGUACGAAACCCUGCCUGAUCUUUUCUGGAGAUGUAUGGCACCAGAAUGAAGAGUACACCAAAUGCAAAUCUCUCCUCAUUGACUUUUUCCGUGGAGAAGUGGUGGAACAAGUCCGUCUAGCCGGUUUCGAACACGCUAUUUCUUUCACUGCUGCAGACGGCAAAAUUUUCCUUCGCAGUUACAAGAUUUUGAUGACAAAAAGUGGGACAAAAACACCCCAUAUUGAGUUGGAAGAGAUUGGACCUUCUGCCGAUUUAGUUAUCAGAAGAACAAAAUUGGCCUCUGCUGAUCUUUUCAAACGUGCUUGCCGCACCCCGAGCGCAGCCAAGCCCAAGAAGGUUAAAAAUAUGGCUAAGGAUGUUUUCGGUACCAAACUUGGCCGUAUUCACAUGCCACGUCAAGAUUACAGGAAAUUACAGGUUAAACGUGGUAGAGCUCUGCGAACUGAGAAAACUACAAAAAAAUCUAAAAUUUCCAAGUGAACGAUUGAAACUAAUAAAGACGUUGACAAUUGA
Messenger RNA from Daphnia carinata, 1048 nucleotides. It is a transcript of the gene Non3, whose product is annotated as ribosome production factor 2 homolog. Gene Ontology annotation, cellular component: nucleolus. Gene Ontology annotation, biological process: ribosomal large subunit assembly; maturation of LSU-rRNA from tricistronic rRNA transcript (SSU-rRNA, 5.8S rRNA, LSU-rRNA). The coding region runs from base 128 to 1015 and encodes 295 amino acids. Gene Ontology annotation, molecular function: rRNA binding. Lineage: Eukaryota; Metazoa; Arthropoda; Branchiopoda; Diplostraca; Daphniidae. The record is from RefSeq and is a predicted model, not a curated record. The transcript has 6 exons.